AUGAAUCUCACUCGAGCACUCGAGGAAGACCACGUAAAAACAGCGGGGAUUUAUGAGGUAAAUGAUACCACCGCCUUGGCCGCGAAGGUAGAAGCACUGACUAAGAGGUUUGAUCAAUUUAUGAUGGGCUCGAGCUCAAAUUCGGAGCGCUCUUGUCUUAUGGCCAGGGCAAAUACUGAGCGACCACAAGGUAGCCUCCCGAGCAAUACAGAGCAGAAUCCAUGGGAGCACCUCAAGGCCGUCACUCUUAGGAGUGGAAGAUGGUUGGAGGCAAGAGCCGAGGAUGGCUCAAGUGCCAAGGAGGAUGGGGUGACCAUUUUGGAAGACCCCGCAGUGGCUGAGCCGGUAAGUGGGGAGAAUAAUGAUAAGCAAGGUGAGGAACCUGCUAAACCAUCAACAUUGAGGGUUCCCGAGUACAAACCCCCUGUCCCUUACCCAGCUAGGUUGAAACAAGAAAAAGAGGAUGCUCAGUACAAAAAAUUCCAUAACAUGUUCAAGCAGCUGCAUAUAAAUAUUCCACUCGUUGAGGCAUUGGCCGGAAUGCCUAAGUAUGCCAAGUUCAUGAAAGACCUUCUUACCAACAAGAGAAAGCUUGAAGAGCUAGAAACAGUGGCACUCCCCAAGAAUUGUUCGGCAAUGAUUCAGAAGAAGAUUACAAAGAAGUUGACUGACCCUGGGAGCUUCAUCAUCCCUUGUAUGAUUGGGGAGGACAUGCAAGAGAAAGCACUGGCUGACUCCGGGGCCAGCAUUAAUGUAAUGCCAUACAAAUUGUUCUUGAAGUUGGGACUAGUGGAUUUGAGGCCUACGAGAAUGACGGUGCAACUUGCAGAUCGAUCGGUAAGGAAGCCCAGGGGUGUUGUUGAAGAUGUACUGGUGAAGGUGGAUAAACUUAUCAUUCCUAUGGACUUUGUGAUACUUGAUGUGGAUGAUGACGUUGAUGUCCCACUGAUCCUUGGGCACCCUUUCCUUAAUACUUCUGGUGCUCUCAUCGAUGUAAAAGGAGGGAGACUGAUUCUCAGAGUGGGAGAGGAGAAAGUUGUUUUUACACUUCCUGAAGCAAUGAGGCAAACCUUGGAUCAUGAUGACCCCUUAUAUUUUACCGAUGAAACUGAUAUGGUCAUCUCUAAUUGUAUGCAGGAAGUUUUGGCUAUGAACCCAUUGGAUGAAUAUUUGGAAGAAGUGGAAAACAAGGAGGAUGAGAUGAAGGUCCCUGUUUCCCCUCCAAUGCAGCAUGUAAGCUAUGUGGGAACAGAUCCGCCACCAAGUUAUAAAAAGAAGAAAAACAUGAAGAAGAUGUGGCGCAAGGUGAACAAAAAGUUGAAAGAGGGGAUGACAGUCACGCUAACACCACCAAGGGAGGGUUUGCUGGCCGCGGCGGCCCGCUGUGAGGCCACCGCUCAUUGA
Molecule: messenger RNA, 1404 nt
Organism: Dioscorea cayenensis subsp. rotundata (Guinea yam)
Lineage: Eukaryota; Viridiplantae; Streptophyta; Magnoliopsida; Dioscoreales; Dioscoreaceae
Exons: 3
Coding region: 1-1404 (467 amino acids)
Source: RefSeq, a predicted model, not a curated record